UCAGAGAACAUCUGACAAAACUAUCUGCCAGUCUGACUCACCCUUCUUUUGUGGACUUGUUACAUGAAUACUCAACACAGACAAACACAUGCGCGCACUCACUCACCGACAUGGAUGCACCUAGUAUGACCGAUGUGGAGUUUGUGUGCGCUGGUUCCCACUGUGGUUGUGACAGCAUGGCAGCGCGGUCGUUAAGGGUGAGCUGCUACUCUAGUCCCUGGAAGUUGAAGCGCUUACUAAUUUGGUUGGCGGCGGUUAUGAUUGCGCAGUGGCGAACACCAUCAGUUUCAGCAGAGUCUGGGGGACUGGGACAUUGGGAUCAAAGACUAUCACAGCAUUAUCACAAGGCUUACAGGAGGCCGGGGGACAUUCUGACAGGUCGCUCUUUUGGGGGGUUGGCAACUGACGAGAAGAUCGAUGCGGUCCAUGGAGGAAAAGGGGCUGGCUCCGAACGAUGGAGGCACCUCAGGAAGCUAGAGUGCGUGGGCAAAGAGCAUAUAGGUGGGAGGGAUGUGCGUGUGCGGGACCCCAAUCGGCGGGGCGACCUGGUUUUGACUCUCAAUCCUGAGAGCUUUCAGGGGCUGCAAUGCGGAAAUGCGGCUUCUCGACGACGGGGGCACCUUAGGAGGCUACAGUUUGUGGAGGAGAAUGGACAUGUACAGGGGAGGGACGCGCAUGUGAAGGACCUGUGGCACGACGGCAAGCGUGUUCAACAAUGGAGGCACCUUAGAAAGCUAGAGUAUGUGGAGAAUGCACACGCUCUGGGGAAGGACGUGAAAGUGAGGGACUUGAACCAUAUCAACCCGGUUUUGAAUCUCAACCCCGACAGCUUUGCGGGGCUGCGACGCGGCGACAAGGCUUUGCUGGUUAAUUUCUACUCGACGGCGUGCAAGAUGUGUAAAGAGCUUGAACCAACUUACUCAGCUCUCGCCCGCCAUGUGUUGAAAGAUCCUUCCUUCCGGUUGCACGUUAUAAUUGCCAAGCUCGAUGCGGAUAUGUACAAAACGCUUGGCACGUUGCAACGCAUCCGUGCGUUCCCCACCAUCAAAUUCUUUCCUAGAGGGGGGAAGCAUCCGAAGGAGUACGACGGUGAGCGUUCGUUGGCGUCGCUCCUCUCCUUCCUGGAAGGUCAACUCAGGCUGAGGAACUUUGGCCGAGUGUACCAGUUUGACUUGCUGGCCCGAGAAUUUUAUGAGGCUCCCAGUGACCCGAAAAGAAUACGAGCGUUUGAGAAGAUGGAAGGCCAAGCGGCCUCCGUGAAAGAGAAAGACGACGUGCGGAAGUGUGCAAUGAUUUACACAGACAUCAUGAGGAAAUCUUUAGAAUAUGGUUUGCAGUAUAUCCAAGAGGAGUAUCAAAGGGUGGACCGACUUUUGGCAGUUCAUAUGCCAGCCAACGAGUACGAUGAGGUUCUCGCACGGAAGAACAUACUCCAAGGUUUCACGUCUGAUGCUCAGAUAGGCUAAACCAUCCAUGAUUCAUCCAUCUUUACCCAUAAAAAAAGCUAUGCCACGGAGAAGGAUUUAUCGGCGCCAUUGUUUCUUCUCUACGUUGAGUUAAUGCUCGGGGUUGCGGUUCACUCGUCUAUGGUGUGCUAUCGAUGUUUGCAGAUAUUUUCUAUGGUGAUGAAUGAAAUGUCUCCAUCUUC
This is a messenger RNA of Chara braunii, 1648 nucleotides long. The record is from the annotation of a GenBank genome assembly. NCBI's taxonomy places the organism in Eukaryota, Viridiplantae, Streptophyta, Charophyceae, Charales, Characeae.